This is a messenger RNA of Acipenser ruthenus (sterlet), 1507 nucleotides long. RefSeq names its product cathepsin 12 (gene cts12). Gene Ontology annotation, biological process: immune response. The transcript is spliced from 8 exons. Gene Ontology annotation, molecular function: cysteine-type endopeptidase activity. Gene Ontology annotation, cellular component: lysosome. Lineage: Eukaryota; Metazoa; Chordata; Actinopteri; Acipenseriformes; Acipenseridae. The record is from RefSeq and is a predicted model, not a curated record. Bases 139 to 1152 code for a protein of 337 amino acids.
CCAAUUAGAAGAAUAUAAGGCCGUUCCUGAGCAGAUGAUCAUCAGUCCGUGGCUGUAUGAGUACAGUGUCUGCAGAAGGACAUCUGGAAAUCAUCUCUGUGAUACCUGAAGGAAAUCACUAGCUACAGGAGAUUCACCAUGAAAAUCCUCUUUCUUCUGGCUUCUCUGGUUCUUCACCUGCAAUUGGUUACAUGCUCAGAUGAAGACCUACAUUCUGAGUGGGAGGCCUGGAAGAACAAGUUCCAGAUAGACUACGACACAAGGACUAAUGAGGGACAGAAGAGAGCAGUCUGGGAAAGAAACUACAAGAUGAUAGAAGAACACAACCGGAAGGCUAGAAAAGGGAGUAAGACAUUUAAAAUGACCAUGAACAAAUAUGGAGACCUUACCACUGAAGAGUAUAAACGUCUGCAAGGUGCACUAGUGAACACUAAGCUAAGGAGUUAUAGAGCGACAGUAUCUAGAAAAGAACUCCGUGAUGCUGUCAGCAAGCGAAAAAUUCUCAGCAUUGAUUACAGGACCUUGGGCCACGUCACUCCUGUAAAGGAUCAGGGCGCAUGUGGAUCUUGUUGGGCCUUCAGCACUACAGGGGCUAUUGAGGGGCAAAUAUUCAAAAAGACAGGCAAGCUGGUGUCACUGAGUGAACAGAACCUAGUGGACUGCUCUCGUGCCUAUGGGACUUAUGGGUGCAGUGGUGCAUGGAUGGCUGAUGCCUAUCAGUAUGUGCUGGACAAUGGCGGGAUUGAAAGUGAGGCUAACUACCCUUAUACAGCCCAGGAUGAUCAGCCCUGCUUCUAUGACAGCAGGAGGUCGGCUGCCAAAAUCACAGGCUUCAAGUUCCUUCCAGUUGGAGAUGAGAAGGCAUUGGCUGAUGCUGUGGCAACAAUUGGGCCCAUCACAGUAACAAUUGAUGCUAGUAAUCCCAGCUUCCAGUUCUACAGCUCAGGAAUCUAUGACGAACCGCAUUGUGAUGGAAACAACCUGAACCAUGCAGUACUGCUGGUAGGGUAUGGAACUGAGGGAGGUCAAGAUUACUGGAUUAUCAAGAACAGCUGGGGCACUUUGUGGGGAGAAAACGGUUACAUGAAGAUCAUCAGGAACAAAAACAACGCCUGUGGAAUCGCUAACUACACCCUCUUUCCCAAAGUGUGAUGCCUGCUCUACUCUGAAAGUGCUGUCUUACGAGAUGAUACGGUUUUAUUUAAAUAUAUACCGGUGUGUGUGUGUGUGUAUAUAUAUAUAUAUAUAUAUAUAUAUAUAUAUAUGCAUUGUUAAAUUUUGUCUACAUUGUGCAGUUUUACAGUGCAUCAAUUAUUUAGGAAUAUUAUUGCUAUUACUAAAAUGUCUUUAAUACUGUAAAUGAGGGGAACAUUAUCCUAUCUACUACUGAAUACCCUAUCAAAUAUUCUCUAAAUUGAACACAACAUGCAGUCCACCAAGUAGUCCCUACUGGAAAUGUACAUGUUUUAAUUGCAAUUUAAAUCCAAUAAAUGUUAUUUUAAUAUGA